This is a messenger RNA of Suillus subaureus, 2622 nucleotides long. RefSeq lists its product as uncharacterized. Gene Ontology annotation, biological process: mRNA splicing, via spliceosome. Bases 1 to 2622 code for a protein of 873 amino acids. The transcript is spliced from 8 exons. Gene Ontology annotation, cellular component: catalytic step 2 spliceosome. Gene Ontology annotation, molecular function: RNA binding; protein binding. Lineage: Eukaryota; Fungi; Basidiomycota; Agaricomycetes; Boletales; Suillaceae. The record is from RefSeq and is a predicted model, not a curated record.
AUGAGUGUGCGGUGCACUCCGCCACCAUUCGGCUGGCAAGCUAUGGCGAAAACUAGGCACCAGCUGUGUAACUUCGUCACGGACAACGAUGGCAACAACAAUGCUCCCCCUCAAAUUGCUCCAGAUGGUCCUUCUGGGCGUAGAAAGAGGUCUCGUUCUCGCUCACCUGGUGAACCAGAUGGCAUUCCACCGGCAACUCGUCGUCGUUCGCAGUCACCGUCUCGCGUUCAAAUAGACCUUCCUCGUGUAAACGAUGUGGAUCCAAUUCGACGGGCUGAAAGGGAGAGGCAACUCGCUGCAAAUAUAGCAGCCAUGACCCUCGAAAGAGCCUCAAAUCCAAGAGUGCAAGACAGCGCGCAGGACGAAGCAGAAAGGAAGGCUGAAUUUGCCAAGCUUAUAGGCUCACGCUCGGGUGGCGUGUACAUGCCCCCUGCACGUCUACGUGCCUUGCAAGCCGCCGCAGCCAGUGAUAAAACCAGUCCAGAAUACCAACGAUUGUCUUGGGAUGCCCUCCGCAAAUCUCUUACUGGUAUUGUCAACCGAGUCAACAUUGCGAAUAUAAAGCAAAUUGUCCCUGAACUCUUCUCCGAAAAUCUUAUCCGCGGUCGAGGCCUUUUUUCCCGGAGCAUCAUGAAGGCGCAAUCAUCAAGUUUGCCAUUUACGCCUGUAUUUGCUGCCGUGGUGGCCGUUAUCAACACAAAACUCCCUCAAGUGGGAGAACUUGUUCUCACUCGUUUGAUUAGUCAAUUCAGACGAUCGUUCAAGCGAAAUGACAAGAUUGUAUGCCACUCAACAACGACUUUUAUCGCUCAUCUUGUUAAUCAAGCUGUCGCUCAUGAAAUCAUAGCUCUCCAAAUCCUGGUUCUUCUUCUCGAGCGGCCCACCGAUGACUCGAUUGAAAUUGCUGUCGGCUUCAUGCGCGAAGUAGGCGCCUUCCUCGCUGAAAACUCACCAAAGGCCAAUGCAACUGUCUUUGAGCGAUUCCGCGCUGUCUUGAACGAAGGGUCAAUCAGCCACAGGGUUCAAUAUAUGAUCGAAGUUUUGAUGCAAACUCGGAAGGAUAAGUACAAGGACAACCCAAUCCUACCUGAAGGUCUUGACUUGGUUGAAGAGGAAGAACAGAUUACACAUCAAAUCCAGCUUGAGGAAGAGCUCCAGGUUCAGGAAGGACUAAAUGUUUUCAAAUUUGAUCCUAAUUACCUGGAGAACGAGGAGAAGUACAAAUCUAUCAAGGCUGAGAUUCUAGGCGAAGGUUCAGAGGACGAAGAAUCUGGCUCUGAAGAGUCGUCUAGUGAGGAUGAAGACGAAGUGGUCGCAGACAAAGAAGGCAUCGAAGACCGCACGGAGACCAAUCUCGUGAACCUGCGUAGAACGAUCUACUUGACGAUCAUGAACGCCCUUAAUUACGAGGAAGCUGUACACAAGCUCCUCAAAGUACAGAUCAAAGAAGGUGAUGAGAUUGAGCUCAUCAACAUGGUGAUCGAAUGUUGCUCCCAAGAACGUUCUUACUCCACCUUCUAUGGUCUUGUUGGCGAGCGCUUCAGCAAACUCAACCGUGUCUGGACGGAUGCUCUCGAGCAGGCCUUUGUCAACUAUUACACAACGAUACAUCGGUACGAGACUAAUCGCCUGCGCAACAUCUCUCGUUUCUUCGGGCACAUGAUCGCGACGGAUGCCAUCUCCUGGAUCGUGCUCGAGUGUGUCAAAAUCAACGAGGAGGAUACGACGAGCUCAAGUCGUAUUUUCAUCAAGAUUAUGAUGCAAGAGAUGAUGGAGAGUAUGGGAUUGAAAGCGCUCGGGGAGAGGUUCAAGGAUGAGCAGGUCAAGCACGCGACCAAGGACAUGUUCCCAAUGGACAAUCCGAAAAACACGCGAUUCUCCAUCAACUACUUCACGAGCAUUGGACUCGGUGUCCUCACUGAAGAAAUGAGAGAGUACCUCAAGAAUGCCCCACGCCUCAUUAUGGAACAACGACGUGCCAUGCUGGAGCAAGAAUCGAAUUCAUCUAGCAGUGACUCUGACUCGUCUGAUUCUGACUCUGAUUCUGAGUCCGACUCUGACUCGGAUACUUCCCCAUCAGAUUCUGGGUCUUCUGUGGACUCUAGGCGACGUCGACGAACUCCUUCCCCCCCUCGCAGAGGGCGGGAUGACUCGCGUUCUGUGCCACGCCGUAGUGUCCGAGGCGACUCUCGUCGUCCCCCUGCACGCCGUGAUGGAAGGAACGACUCGCGUACCCCACCCCCACGCCGUGGCGCGCGAGAUGACUCACGCACUCCACCCCCACCCCCACGUCGUGGUGCUCGAGAUGACUCUCGCUCGCCUCCUCCACGCAGAGGCGGACGCUACUCCUCACGUACGCCGUCCCCGUCGCCUCCCCCGCGACCAAGGGAUGGACGAGGAUAUACCCGUCGCGACUCUCCUCGCCACCGGAGAGAUGACCGGUCCCCUCCGCCUCGCAAGCGGGAUAUGGAUGGACGGGAUCGAAGUGGGCGGGAUGGUGGAUAUGAACGGCGGCGCAAGGAUGAUUAUCGUGAGAGAGAGCGGAAUGAGCGAUCUCCUGGAGGUGAUAGGCGCAGGAGGAUCUCUAAUGAGAGGGAGAGAGACCAUGGUGGCAGGAGAUAA